Aspergillus uvarum CBS 121591 is the source of this 558-nucleotide messenger RNA. RefSeq lists its product as uncharacterized. The transcript is spliced from 5 exons. The record is from RefSeq and is a predicted model, not a curated record. Lineage: Eukaryota; Fungi; Ascomycota; Eurotiomycetes; Eurotiales; Aspergillaceae. Bases 1 to 558 code for a protein of 185 amino acids.
AUGAAUCGUUAUACUAUCGAGGUGGAGAACUGGCGUGGGGCCAACACGAACUAUGCAGUCAUGAUGGACACCCCAGUGUUCACCGGUGACCAGGAACCGUGGCUGAAUGUUUGGUAUACUAUGUUCGACCCCUUCCAUGGAAGUUUCGAAGUUAACACUGGCGACAACUUCUAUGUCUGGGUAGGGACUGUGCCUACUUCGCCUGCCCUAGGUGUAGUAGUUUCUAGUGGCAUGAGCCUGCUCGCCCGGCUGGGCUCCGAAGGCGUACCCGGGAUCAAAACUGGCACGGACUUUAAUAUGCCUAACAACAAUUACCUUGUUGGUCUCGCGAAGGUCAACCACAGGGGACAGGUUUCUCCAGUCGGAUCGGUUGCUCCAGACAAUGAUCAGAGCAUUCAAGUCACUCCUAAGAUGAGAUUCUUCGUUACGGAGAGCCAGCAGAGAGAUGGUGCUGUCGUGGACUUUAGCAGUGGCGAGGGCGCGGGGAGAUUCUAUGCUACUGUGACCCAGGGCGAGGAUAACGGAUCCACUGUGAAGUACUACGACUCUUUCGACUAG